GGCUCAAAGAGAAGAGGCACCAUGUGACAAAGGCCAAGAUCGUUUCGAGCAACGUAUCGCAGGGUACGUGGGAAACCGAGCCAGACUGAGGCAUGGCGCCCGAGCCCUACACUGGCCUUGACCAGGUGCAAAUCUAUAGGCACAAGGCUGAAACUGAGGGCAGCGAGGCCGAGAAAGAGGUUUGGCAGCUUCUUGCCACGGGUUUGGAUGCACUGAACGAGGAUGAUCCAGAUGUAGCCAUUGAAAGAGGGCACCAGGCCAUUGCCAAGGCGAAGCAGGCAAACUGCACGGAAGGUGAUGCAGAAGGCUUGCUGCUUGUCACACGGGCCCUGACCAGCAUCAACAGCCGAAAGGAAGGGGACAAGCUUGCGAGAGCACAGCUGGCAGAUGCCAAGCUCAAGAAGGACAAAUCCAUGGAGGCGAAAGCUCUGCUGGCUGUGGCCGAGGUCAAUGCUGACCAGAGAGGCUCCAAAAAGCGUGAGGAGGCACGCGUCGCCGGGAAACAGUCGUACGACUUCUUUUUGGAGCUUGGCGAUUUGCGGGGGCAAGCGGCCGCAUUGCUGGUCCAGUCGCACGUGUGCAUCAAGAGCAAGAACCAAGACAAGGAGAAACGGUCUGCAGAGGCCCUCACGUUGGCCUCGGAGGCCCGUCGGAUCUCUGGCGAGCUGAAGGACCAGCGGACGGAGGCCUCCUGCUUGCAUGCGAUUGCCUCGGCCUACGACAUCAUUGAUCAGCAUACCGAGUGCAUUCUCUUCGCUGAAGAGGCUCUUGAUCUUUAUUUGGACCUUCAAGAUCCUUAUGCUGAAGGGUUUGAGUUGUGCUGUAUGGCGCAGUGGUUUCUGAACCACGGCCGCCAUGUACUUGCUGUGGCUUAUGCAGAGGAUGCCUUGGAGAUCCUUCGAAAGGCGCCCAAGGCGAGUGCCUCGCAAGAGCUACGUGCCUUGCAGCUCCUCUCACAGGCUCAUGAAGGACGGGGUGACACGACGGGCUUGAGUGCCGUCCACGAGUCGCUGAAGCGCUUCCAGAACACGAACAACCAGUCUGCGGAGGCUGCUGCGAUGGACAUGCUGCUGCGAUCGCACUGCGACAAGGGCGAAUACAAAGAAGCCUUGGAGAUCGCUGAGCGAGCAAGGACCGCUUUCAAGAGUAUUGGCAACGAAGCCUCAGAAGCAAAUGUCUCAGCCUUGAGUGCUGGGCUGCACUUGAAGCUUCACAUGCCAGACGAAGCUCUCAAAAUAGGCUAUGAGGUCAUGGACCUGGUGAGACGGUCUGGCUCAACGAAGCAAAAGUCCGAUCUCAUGAUGACACUGGCCCAGGCGUAUUUGGAAAAACAGCAGCCGUACGACGCCCUGGAUAUGUGCAACGACAUGCAGCAGUUCUUUGCUGACAAAGGUGAUGUGGAGGGUGAGGCCGAAGCGCUCUUGGCGGCUGGAUCACUCCACGUCCUUCAAGAUGAUCUAGACCAAGCUCGAGAAAAAGCCGUGAAAGCGCAGCUCAUGCUCAGCGAGGAAGGCCUGGCCAGUGGUGAGGGCCGGGCACUUCGUUUGCUGGCCGAGAUUUAUGCGAAGCAGGAGCAGCACAAGGCUGCCAUCAGGGCCGGCGAGCGGUCACGGGCCUUGCUGCGCGGAGAGGAGAACCCUGCGGAAGAGGCUUCCAUGCUUUUCUUGGUGGCCCAGGAAGCCGUGCAACUGGCCGUGGCCGAAGGUGCAAGAGUAGGAUCUGACAAGCCCCUGAAGAAACAUGCCAGGGAUGCAUUGGACAAAGCUGAAAAGUCGGCCAGAACUGCCAUGAAGUUGUGCAAGGAGAGCGCCAAGCAGCAGGGCAUCACGGAGGUUUUGGGUUCAUCCCUGUGCUCCCUCUCGCAGGUGCACAUGCUGCGAAGCAAAUACCAAGAAGCCCUCUCGGUGGCGCAAGAGGCCUCCCAGCUCUUCAAGGCAGAAGGCUACGCUCGGAACCAGGGUUCGGCCUGCAUGCUGUGUGCUGAUGCCUACCGUGCCAUGGAGAAUUACAAGGAGUCGCAGAGAGUGGCUUUGGAGGCAGUUAACUGCUUCAGGCUAUGUGAUCCUCCAGAUGAGAGAGGUCUGGAGGCCGCGCAGCAGGUUCUGGAUGCGCUGAAGCAGCAUUUGGCCCCUGCGCCCACCAGAGCAUAUGCAGGAGCCCCCGGGGCUGGUGGCCUCCCACCACAGAUGCUGCUCAGCUCCGAUGGCGACGAAGAGGAGGCGACGGAGACCCGCGUGGCCAGGCCACGGUCCACGGGUCCUGCGCUGGACAUAAAGAACCUGCAUCCAGAUUUGGUGAAGAAGAAGAUCUUAGAGGUGGCUCUCAGCUUGACUGGUGCUGCUGAAGAUGAGAUCGAGGUUGAUACUCCUCUCAUGGAGGCCGGCUUAACAAGCAGUAUGGCUGUUGGGCUGUCAGACGAGUUGAAGAAAGAUCUCCCUGGAAUCAACUUGCCAGUGACUCUGGUCUUCGACUACCCUUCCAUUUCCGCUAUGGCGGAGCUGAUCCUGGAAGGAGACUGAGAGAGAUCCAGACGCAGGGACCAGCUGCAGCAGCUGUACACAUCCCAGUUGCGCAGCGCCGGACCUCGGGUCCCCAUGUGAGACCCGCUAGGCGGCUUCGAUGUGCACCACAGAUGCCGGUGGAAUGUACCUCACCCUUCUUACUUGUCCGAGAGAAUGCCUGUUUUCGUGUGAGGGUCGUUGAGC
Durusdinium trenchii is the source of this 2705-nucleotide messenger RNA. The record is from the annotation of a GenBank genome assembly. NCBI's taxonomy places the organism in Eukaryota, Dinophyceae, Suessiales, Symbiodiniaceae.